AUGCCACUUCCCAGGCCAAGACUCUGGGAUCUCAGGCAGUCGGCGCAUGCUCAGGCCCACGCCCUCGCACCUGGGAUUGUUCCCGCCCCAGCAGAGGGUGUUGACCUCAGCCACGACUUGAAGCCUGAUAGCGAAGCCGACAAGGAGAAGCUUGCAAAGGCGUUGGAGAAGAAGUCCGAUGCGAGCGAGCUCAAGAACAAGGGUAUUUUGAAAGGCAACCCCGGAGACUCUUUGGCCGGCAAGAAGGACGAGCUCCAAAAAGCUAUGCAAAAGGACGUUCUCGACAAUGGGAUCGCUCAAAGACCUCACCCCGAAGACCUUGUGUCGAAGGGUAUCCUUUCCCGUAAGUGGCUAUAUAAUGCUACAGUGGUACCUGACGAGCAAAAUGUAGCCGAUGAAGCCCCCAAGACCAACUGA
Cryptococcus wingfieldii CBS 7118 is the source of this 417-nucleotide messenger RNA. RefSeq lists its product as hypothetical. The coding region runs from base 1 to 417 and encodes 138 amino acids. Lineage: Eukaryota; Fungi; Basidiomycota; Tremellomycetes; Tremellales; Cryptococcaceae. The record is from RefSeq and is a predicted model, not a curated record. The transcript has 4 exons.